UUAAUUCAUAAUAAUAGACAAUAAUAGUAGUAGUAGUAGAUAAACACGAUUGUCCUUGAAUGUUAUUGGUCGAGAUUUGUGUUCCUUAUAGAAUGGUGCCUAGUUGUUUGAAUCAAAUAUAUACCAAUAUAUAUUCGUUUGAGCUACACGCGAUACUUGUAGUUUUUAUACUCCGACAAGUCAGUUUAAAUUGUUUAAUUCCGCCGUUAUAUCCAAUUUUUUUUUUUUUUGAAUAGAACUAUAUAUAACAUUAUGGCUCCAAGAAAUAGUAGUUGGCCCAAAUGGAAUAAUUUAUCAAGUACGGACCGCGAUAUAAGAUCGGCGGACAGUUGGAUAGAGGCUCGCCAAAAGGAAGAUGGCGCUGACGGGUUGUGGAGAGUUUAUGAUGGACUGUAUGAUCUUAAACAAUGGAUACAUAAGCACCCUGGAGGACCGCAAUGGCUAGAAAUUACAAAAGGUACGGAUAUUACAGAAUUAUUUGAAACGUAUCAUUUUAAUCAGAAAGCCGCGAAGGAAGUGAUGGGUAAAUUUUACGUGUGCCGGGCGAAGACACCGAGGAAUUCGCCCUUCACGUUCAACCCCGACGGAUUUUACAGUGUGUUGAAGUCUAGAGUUAAAAAGAAGUUAUCCGAAAUUAACCGUCGUGAAGUUUCCAUCAAAUCUAUACUGGUCAUCGAUACUUGGUUCUUCACGACACUUAUCCUCUGCGCGGCAGUCGCACAAACACAAAGCACAGUUUUGGCCUUAUUUGCGGGCAUCAGUUUGGGGCUUGGAACCGUUGCAAGUCAUAAUUUCACUCACCUGAAGGACAAUUGGAGGAUGUAUUACAUGCAACUGAGCUUGUUCUCUGUGCGAGAAUGGAGAAUAUCACAUGUGGUCAGUCACCACGUUUACACCAACACAGUACAAGACUUAGAGAUGACAUUGUUGCAUCCGUUUAUUCAUUGGUUUCCGACCGAUGACAAACCGCCUUUAGUUCGUUAUACACCUUAUCUUACUCUCAUCGCCUACCCUCUCAUCGCACCGGGACAGUUCGUCAUCAGAACGUUCAAACGCAUGAAUGAUAAAGCUGACCUUUUAAUGUUCGUCAUUCCGGUCAUAUUGAUGAUUUGUGGCCGCAUGCCCAUUAGUUUAGUCCUUAACAUGUGGCUCAUUAUAGUACUGUCGAGUAGCUCUGUGUUUUUAUUCCUCGGAUUCAGUGUUUCUCAUCAUUUACCCAAUAACUUCCAUGACGGAGACCACAUCAAUGGUAAAGACAUCGAUUGGGGAAUUCAUCAAAUGGACACCAGCGAGGAACGGAACGAAAUAACUGAUAACAUAUUUGUAUCUUUGGUAACGUUUAGUGACCAUACGUUGCAUCAUUUAUUUCCGUCUUUAGACCACAGUUUAAUACCGCUCUUGCAAGACACCUACCUAGACACAUGUGAAGAAUUUGGCUUGGAUAGAACAUCAAAACCGUUCUCGUCCGUUGUACGCGGACAGUUUAAACAAUUAGUUCGCCUGACUCCAAACGAUCCGAAGAGAAAACAUUGUUUGAAAAGCUGACCUAAACAUACGAAAUAUUGUCUUGUUUUGUAUUUUUCGAGCUUAAAUUGUUGUAAAUGCUAUUUUGAUUUUUCAACAAUUAUUUAUUUAUCUAUACAUAGGUAAUAUGUGGUACUAGCAAUAAACAGGUGCAAAUUGUAAUCGUUUUUACCGGUCGACAGUCGUUUACGGGGGAAAUCAUAUCACAUCCUGCACGGCUUCUAAGUUCUAGUUAUGAUUAAAAUGUAUUAGUGGUAAAUGGUAAUACGCAUAUUUCGUACCUUGGUAUACGGCUACAUACAUUAUUAUAUUACCCAUAUAUUAUGAACGAAGGUUAAGCUAGAUGAUUUUAAAUUAUUUUUAUGUCAAAAUAAACCUAAUUUAUUAACCUUAUAGAGUACCUUUAUACUAGAAUAAUCCGAAUAAGGACAUCAUAAUAUGUUGUACAUUGUAUAGAACCUAAUCUAAAUAUUGUAUUCCAUAAUAUUUAUAUAAUAAACAAUACAUUUUACAAUA
Molecule: messenger RNA, 2040 nt
Organism: Acyrthosiphon pisum (pea aphid)
Lineage: Eukaryota; Metazoa; Arthropoda; Insecta; Hemiptera; Aphididae
Product: cytochrome b5-related protein-like
Exons: 7
Coding region: 253-1545 (430 amino acids)
Biological process (GO): lipid metabolic process
Source: RefSeq, a predicted model, not a curated record